CUUCAACAAUGCCAGGAAGACGUAAAACAGACCAAGAUGAUACAAGGCUGUACAAAUCUUUCUCAUUUCGGGAAAAAUUACGGUCAACGUUUUCACAUAAAAUCUCUGUAGAAAGUAAAACAGAAGAGAUUAUGUAUGGAAAUAUGGUUGUUUUAGGUGAUGAAGGAGUCGGAAAAACAUCUCUUAUACAACGCUUUGUAGACAAUAAAUUUUUUGACAACUACGUACCGACUCAAAACAUUUGUAAUUCUGACGUUAAAGCUCUUGUUGAGUGCGAGAAAAAGAAAACGCUCAAGAAGAAAGAAAAGAGCUUGAGAAACACCUUACGUAAAACUGCAUUGUUAAACAGCCAAUCAAAAUUACCAGAAAACAUAUCUGAUAAUUUAGGGAAAACUACAAUUAGCUGUCGCUGCAGGUCGAUUGCAGGUAUCGACAAAAAAAGAGAAAGUAGUUUAAAAAGAACUUUGAGUUUUGGUCGAGCACAAAUGCAACAAAUAAAAAACAAAGAGAACUAUAAAAGUCUGAAAGAGUUCAACAUUCAAUUGGUGGAUACGCCAGGAACCGUGAACUUGUCUUCUCCUGCGACAUAUAGGGCGAUCUUAUCAGACGCCAAAGGAUUUUUAAUAGUAUGCUCAUUUGAUAAGCCUUCCAGCUUUCAAUCCAUGAAAAAUAUAUACCAAGAUAUCAAGAAUAUGAAUGAUCGUGUACCUAUUAUUCUUGUGGUAAAUAAGGAAGAUUUGAACUCACAGAAUAUCGAAGACAUAGGAGAUAGGGUUUGUGAAUUCUCAAGGGAACUGGAUGUACAGUGGUGUGAAGUAUCAGCUUUCAAAGGAAUUGGCUUUAAAAAUCUAAUCGAAGUUAUUAUGAAUGAAACUACACAUUACAACGAACAAGAAGAUAUUGCUGAUCAGAUUCAAGACUAUGACUUUUUCUACUAAGUACAUAUGUGAAGAAACGUCGAAAGUACGCAGAGAAGAACAAUCAUAUCGCACGUUUAACGCUAAGUGAUUAUCGAUAUGAAAAAUGAUCUUUAAGUCGAUAUUUGUUCGUAAUUACUUGACAACCCAUGCCAUCUAUUGAAGGAGGUGUUGUAAAGUCCCAAUUUAAUAAUGUUUAUGAGUAUCAAAUAACUAUUUUUAUUAAUUAAUCGACGGUUAUUAUGACCCAUUAACCUGUGAAUCUGGGAAUGCAUAUUGAUGAUAAAAAACAUAAUAAAACAUGCUUUUGUGUAUUGAAAGAAACAUGCACAUGAGUGAACUAUGGUAGUAAAAACAUUUUAUUGACA
This is a messenger RNA of Hydractinia symbiolongicarpus, 1285 nucleotides long. RefSeq lists its product as uncharacterized. The record is from RefSeq and is a predicted model, not a curated record. The coding region runs from base 9 to 938 and encodes 309 amino acids. The transcript has a single exon. Gene Ontology annotation, biological process: signal transduction. Gene Ontology annotation, cellular component: plasma membrane. Lineage: Eukaryota; Metazoa; Cnidaria; Hydrozoa; Anthoathecata; Hydractiniidae. Gene Ontology annotation, molecular function: GDP binding; GTP binding; GTPase activity.